UCCUGGCCUGCGAUUCGUGGGUAAAAACUUUGCUAUAAUUGCAUGGCCUUUCUCUCAGUCUUUCUGUAUACUCCUUUCCUUCUCUAGCCUCUCCUUCCAUCUCCCCUAAAACCAUUGAAAUUGAAAACCAAAUCAAGAACCCCCCUUCUUUCCUAUUUAAAACCCUAUUUAUACACCCACAGACACACAUCACUCUUGUCUUAAAUACAAUUCCUAUUACAGCCCCUUUGUAACAACCUUAAAAUCCCAUAUUAUUACAGCCCUGAUAGUUGAUACCAAACUAAUCUUGUUUUUCUUGUUUUCAAUGGAGUUUUUUAAGGAUGAUUUUGUGUCUGAUCAUAACAUAUAUGGGCCAACUGUUCGCUCUUCUUACAUUCAAAACCCCCUUUACUUUCAUCAUCAAACCCUAGAAUCUGCGUUUUCUUCGCUGUCUCUCGCGCCGGAGAACUCGCCGGUGACCCCUUUUGGUCCGGUCUCCGGCGAGGCUCUGCUUUCUCAGAGAAGACAAGUGUCAAGUAGUGGGUUUAAUGAUGGUUUGAGUUUGCAGAGUUUAAGGUUUCAAGAGGGGCAAAUGGGUUCUGGGGUGGGCCCACGAAAUCUGAUCCUGGGCCCACAAGGGUUUGGUGUGAGCACUCCUCCGGUGAUUGCUCCGGCUCCGGCGCCGUCUCUGUUUGGGAACCGGAGCUUGGGUUGUGGGCCCCAGCAAUUUGAUUUUGAUUUCUUGAUCAGCAAGAAACAAUGUGUGCCACAUUGUGUUGAUUUUAGUGGGACUGUUGGGGUGCCCCAAGUGAGGAGUUCUUUGAGUUUGAGUGAUAUAUGGGGUAAUAUUAUUUCUCUUGCUAAGGACCAACAGUUUUCGAAAAUAUUGCAGAAAAAGUUCUUGGACCCUAGCCCGCGAGAAAUUGAUAUGAUUUUAUCGGAGAUCGCUGAAUCUAUUGAUGAUCUGAUGAAAAAUCAGUUUGGUAAUAAUUUUGUUAAGAAGCUCAUUGGUUCGUGUAAUGAAGAUCAGAGGACUAUGAUUAUUCUCUCUGUUACCAAGAGCGUGUUUCAUUUUAUUUCUGUUUGUUGUAAUCCCCACGGGACUCGUGGGAUACAAACGUUGAUGGAGCAUGUUAGUUCUCCUCAUCAGGUUUCAUUGCUAGUGGCAGCUAUAAGCCCGAGUGCUGCUAUAUUGGCUAGGGACACCAAUGGCCAUCAUGUGAUCCAGCAUUGCCUGACUCAUUUUUCUAAUGAAUACAACUUGUAUAUCAUCAAUAACAUCGCAUCAAACUGUUUCGAAGUUGCUACAAGCAAAACUGGAUGCUGUGUGAUGCAGUUAUGUGUAGAGAAGUCUUUGGGAGUACAUAGACAAGUUCUAGUUUCUGAAAUUAUAGCAACUGCAGUGCACCUGGCAGAACAUCCUUUCGGCAAUUAUGUCCUGCAACAUUUGCUGGGUCUAAAGGAACCAGAUAUAACUGGCAGUAUUGUGAGACAACUUCAAGGAAGUUUUUUGUCCAUCUCCUGUAAUAAGUAUGGGAGCAAUGUUGUUGAGAAAUGUCUGAUUGAAUCUGGCGGAGAGCAAUGCACAAGAAUUAUAAUGGAGUUGGUCAGAAGCCCUAAUGCUUCUAUGAUGUUGCUGGAUCCAUUUGGAAACUUUGUCUUCCAGUCAGCACUAUCUGUUACUAAGGGAUAUGCACGCAUUGCGCUGCUCCAGCUAGUCCGAGCAAAUGCAGUUGUAAUGAAGAGCAAUCUCUAUGGGAAGAAGAUUCUUGCCUGGCUCGAGAAACGAAAAUUGGCUUAAUUAAAAGUAUUCGGAGGAAUUUUUUUGGGAUCCCUGGAAAAUUGUUGGCAUUACUCAUAGCCCAUCAGCUGUUGUGCUUUUGUAACUUGUUAUCAAAACUCCUUUCCUAUAGAUAAUCUUGGGAAUCCGUAAACCCUGGAAAUAGCUCAUUGUUGUGUAUUGUCAUGUAAGUUUUAGGUGCUAUGCUGCAUAGCUGAAGCAAGUGACAAUCCGGUGUUGUUUUUGUAUACAAACUUCUUACAGGGUCCGAGGAUGGAAGAUCAGAUUGGACGUCAUAGUAUUCCAGCUGUGGCGAGGUUAUCUAGUUCUUGACACCGGUAAUCUUUACAGUAAAAACUUGUACAAAUACUUUGUACUCUCGGCAUAAAUUUCUUCUCGGUGUGAUUUACUCUAAUACUAUUAUCUUAAAUCGGCCUCGGUUUUAUUUUGGAAGUGCUAUCAAAUUUAGCGGAUGGAUUGACAUACCGCAUUUGUUUGAUUUUUUCUUUUAUGUGCAUUCUUGUUCUCUUCAUCCUACAUUGCACUUAUUGUCCUGUGUUGUCAAACUGGGCUUAGUACUGGCAUGAACAGAUGUGUAAUGACUUGACUUUGACUAUGAAAGUGAUACGCAUCGUGUGUUACUUGCAAGUUUUGCCGUAAGCAUGAAUAACCUGUAAAUUCCCAGACUCAACGACUACAACGUGAAACUCGAGAGCGGUAA
Daucus carota subsp. sativus is the source of this 2480-nucleotide messenger RNA. RefSeq names its product pumilio homolog 12. The record is from RefSeq and is a predicted model, not a curated record. Gene Ontology annotation, molecular function: mRNA binding. The coding region runs from base 305 to 1780 and encodes 491 amino acids. Gene Ontology annotation, cellular component: cytoplasm. The transcript is spliced from 5 exons. Gene Ontology annotation, biological process: post-transcriptional regulation of gene expression. Lineage: Eukaryota; Viridiplantae; Streptophyta; Magnoliopsida; Apiales; Apiaceae.